AUGGAAACUGCAAUUAUUAACAUUAAAGUUCUAUUGAAAGUUGGAGGGAAAAACUACUUUUUAAUAACUGCUUUACAUUUAAAAAAAAAAGAGAAGAAAAAGGAAAAUGAAGAUCACAAACAGUAUUUACAGUACUGUACAGUUUGCAACGGAUACAAGGCACCAAGGUCACAUCACUGCAGGAAAUGUGGUUAUUGUAUAAAGAAAAUGGAUCAUCACUGUCCGUGGAUCAAUUGUUGUGUGGGGCAUGCCAAUCAUGGAUACUUCACCAUGUUCCUCAUAGCUGCUGUACUGGGAUGUGCGCAGGCGGCUGUGGUUCUAACAAUAUGCAUAUACCACGCGAUAAACCGAGUCUGGUAUAUCCAUAACGGGUCGGGUCGUGAGCCGAUGAUUUACUUGACGCUGACGACGCUGUUGCUGACGCUACUUGCCAUAGGCAUGGCCGUCGGCGUGGUUCUAGCUGUGGGCGCGCUCUUGUAUUUACAGAUUCGGGGUAUACUUAGAAAUCAAACAACAAUAGAAGAAUGGAUAGUGGAGAAAGCUGCCGGUAGACGAGAAGAACAAGGGCUACCCCCAUUUGUGUUUCCUUACGAUAUUGGACGGGUGGGGAAUGCUAAGUUGGUGUUGUUCGGGUCGCGGUACGAUGGGAUACAUUGGCCUGUCAGAGACGGGUGCGGGACGUAUGAUUUGACGCGUGAGCAAAUAGCGCAGAAGCAAGACAAGCGCGUCCGUUCCCGCCUGUACACCGCGGUGGAGUCGUACGGCGGCCAGUGGCUGCCGCUGCUCUCCUGGCCCCGCGCGGCGCUGGGCGCGCCCUGCACCGACGAGGGGCGCCUGCCGCUGAGGGGGGGGGACGUCGUGCGGGCCACGCGCCAGCGACGACAUUGGCUGUUCGGCGAGAAGCUGGUGGGAGACGGAGACGGGCGGGGGCCCCGCGGCUGGUUCCCGCGAGGUGCCGUCACUCCCAGCGACCAGCUCCGAACCAACCACAAGAUGGACUAG
This is a messenger RNA of Arctia plantaginis, 1002 nucleotides long. The record is from the annotation of a GenBank genome assembly. NCBI's taxonomy places the organism in Eukaryota, Metazoa, Arthropoda, Insecta, Lepidoptera, Erebidae.